This is a messenger RNA of Torulaspora globosa, 1716 nucleotides long. Its product is annotated as serine/threonine-protein kinase. Gene Ontology annotation, cellular component: spindle pole body. Gene Ontology annotation, biological process: peptidyl-serine phosphorylation; intracellular signal transduction. Lineage: Eukaryota; Fungi; Ascomycota; Saccharomycetes; Saccharomycetales; Saccharomycetaceae. The record is from RefSeq and is a predicted model, not a curated record. The coding region runs from base 1 to 1716 and encodes 571 amino acids. Gene Ontology annotation, molecular function: ATP binding; protein serine/threonine kinase activity. The transcript has a single exon.
AUGUUUUCGAGAUCUGAGAGGGACGUAGAAGCGCUGGCUGGUGACAUGAACAACCUGAGUUUCGAUGCGACAGGAAACCAAUUGAAGCAUCCGCUGAGAUCUGCAGCAAUUCCAACGACUCCGACUCGCUAUAGGGGAUAUGGCUAUGCGGGAACGCCAUCUCCAACGAAAUCGACAGUUUUUAACGGCGAGGAUAGCUUUGGAAUGGAUAUCGAUGAGCCAAGUAGGGACGUGAAUGAUAUAAGAAGCUCACCAAAGAAGCUACCACGGGACUUCCACGCCAAGGCAGAGUUGCAUAAGACCCAAAGGGUGGUAAGUGUGUGUCAGAUGUAUUUUUUGGAUUAUUAUUGCGAUAUGUUUGAUUAUGUGAUCAGUAGAAGACAACGUACAAAGAAAGUGUUGGAAUAUCUGUCGCAACAGGGUGAUCUGAAGAGCCCUGACCAGCUGAACGGAGAAUGGACGGGGUACCUGGAGAAAGAGCAUGAAAUUCUGCGGAAAAGAAGGUUGAAGCCUAAGAAUAAGGAUUUUGAAAUCAUCACCCAGGUAGGGCAAGGCGGAUAUGGUCAGGUGUAUUUGGCUAGGAAGAAGGAUACAAAGGAAGUCUGUGCGUUGAAAAUCUUGAACAAGAAGUUACUGUUCAAGCUUAACGAGACCAACCACGUGUUGACCGAGAGAGAUAUCCUGACUACGACAAGAUCUGAGUGGUUGGUGAAAUUGCUGUAUGCGUUCCAAGAUACCGAGAGCUUGUACCUUGCCAUGGAGUUUGUCCCUGGCGGCGAUUUCCGUACACUGCUUAUCAACACUCGUUAUUUGAAGAGUGCUCAUGCAAGGUUCUAUAUCAGCGAAAUGUUCUGUGCCGUGAAUGCCCUGCAUGAGUUAGGAUAUACUCAUAGGGAUCUAAAACCGGAGAAUUUUCUAAUAGACGCUAAGGGACAUAUAAAGUUGACGGAUUUCGGACUAGCCGCCGGCACAGUAUCUAAUGAGAGGAUCGAAAGUAUGAAGCUGAGACUGGAAGAAGUCAAAAAUUUGGAGUUUCCUGCUUUUACGGAAAAAUCAAUCGAGGACAGAAGGAAAAUGUAUAAUACGUUGAGGGAGACGGAGGUUAAUUAUGCAAAUUCGAUGGUCGGUUCACCGGACUACAUGGCAUUGGAAGUGUUGGAAGGCAAAAAGUACGAUUUCACGGUGGACUAUUGGUCCCUAGGUUGUAUGCUAUUUGAAAGUCUCGUGGGAUACACGCCUUUUAGCGGUUCAUCGACCAACGAGACAUACGAGAACUUGAGACAUUGGAAACAAACGUUAAGGAGGCCACGAUUGGAAAAUGGGAGACCUGCCUUCUCGGAUAGAACCUGGGAGGUGAUAACGAGGCUAAUAGCCGAUCCUAUGAACAGACUUCGGUCCUUUGAACAUGUUAAAAGAAUGUCUUAUUUUGCCGAGAUAGAUUUUAAGGCUCUCAGAAGUAUGAGCCCGCCUUUCACACCCCAACUAGAUAAUGAAACAGAUGCUGGCUAUUUCGACGAUUUCUCUAAUGAGGCUGACAUGGCUAAGUACGCAGAUGUGUUCAAAAGACAGACAAAACUAUCGGCCAUGGUCGACGAUUCUUCUGUUGACUCAAAACUAGUGGGCUUCACAUUCAGGCAUAGAAACGGAAAGCACGGUUCCAGCGGUGUCCUUUACAAUGGUUCUGAACGCUCAGAUCCCUUUGCCACAUUUUAUUGA